AUGCUCCUGCUUAUGCUCUUGGCCCUGCUGUGGGGCGGGUCCCCGGCUCAGGACCUAGGAUUCUCGCUGCAAGUGCAGAGGGUGGUGAUGGUGCAGGAGGGCCUGUGUGUGCGCGUGCCCUGCACCCUCUCCUACCCCGAGAGAGGCUGGAUGGAGGAUACCCCCGCUCUUGGCUACUGGUUCCUAGCCGGGACAGACUCGAGUGUCGGAAGGCCAGUGGCCACAAACGACCAGAAUCGGGCAGUGCGGACUGUGCCCCAGGAUCGAUUUCAGCUCGUUGGUGAUCCCCAGAAGUGGAGUUGUUCCCUGCUGAUCAAAGAGGCCCAGAUGGAGGACUCGGCGCCGUACUUCUUUCGGGUGGAGAGAGGCCGUCACGUGCAAUACAACUUUGUGAAAAACCCGUUCUAUCUGCAAGUGACAGCCCUGACACAGCAGCCAGAUGUCUACGCCCCAGAGAUCCUGGAGCCAGGACAGCAGGUGACACUCAUCUGUGUGUUUAACUGGACCUUUGAGGACUGUCCAGCCCCUACUUUCUCCUGGCUGGGGGCCGCUGUCUCCGCCCCAGGACCCAGACCAACGUCCUCCUCCUUCUCGGUGCUUACUCUCACGCCGAGACCCCAGGACCAUGGCACCCACCUCACCUGCCGUGUAGACUUCUCCAGGAAGGGCGUGAGCACAGAGAGAACUGUCCGACUUAAUGUGGCCUAUGCCCCCAAAGACCUGGUUAUCAGCGUUUCCCGUGCCAACACGUCAGCCCUGGAGCCCCCAGCACACAGCCCACAUCUAGAGGCUGAGAAAGGCCAGUUCCUGCGACUGCACUGUGCUGCCGACAGCCAGCCCCCUGCCACACUGAGCUGGGCCCUGGAGGACAGGGUCCUGUUGAGGUCCCACCCCCAGGGCUCCGGAACCCUCGAGCUGGUGCUGCCGGGGCUAAAGCCUGGGGAUUCGGGCUGCUAUACCUGCCGAGCCGAGAACAGGCUUGGCUCCCAGAGCCGCACCCUGGACCUCUCUGUGCAGUAUGCCCCGGAGAACCUGAGAGUGAUGACCCUGCACGCAAAUAGGACAGUCCUGGAAAACCUCAGGAAUGGCACAUCCCUCCCAGUCCUGGAGGGCCAAAGCUUGCGUCUGCUCUGUGUCACCCACAGCAACCCCCCAGCCCGGCUGAGCUGGGUGCUGGGGGGACAGACUCUGAGCCCCUUCCAGCCCGCAGACCCUGGGAUCCUGGAGCUCCCUCAGAUACAAAUGGAGCAUGAAGGAGACCUCACCUGCCAAGCUCAGAACACCCUGGGCUCCCAGCACGUCUCCCUGCAUCUCUCUGUGGUCUACCCCCCGCGGCUGCUCAGCCCCUCCUGCUCCUGGGAGGGCGAGGGUCUGCACUGCAGCUGUUCCUCCCGAGCCCAGCCGGCCCCCACCCUGCGUUGGCGGCUGGGGGAGGGGCUGCUGGAGGGGAACCACAGCAACGCCUCCUGGACCAUCACCUCCAGCUCUGCGGGGCCCUGGGCCAACAGCUCCCUGAGCCUCAGCGGGCCGCUGGGCUCCGGCCUCAGACUCAGCUGCGAGGCCCGGAACGCCCACGGGAAACAGAGCGCCGCCCUCCUGCUGCUGCCAGAUAAAGGACUCAUCUCAAAAGCAUUCGCCGAUGGAACAUUUCUGGGAAUUGGCAUCAUGACCCUCCUUUUCCUCUGCCUCCUCCUGGUCAUGAAGACUCUGAAGAAGAAACAGACCCAGGCGGGGACUCCGCCGAGGCCCAGGGCCACACGGAGAAGCACAAUCCUGGACUAUAUCAACGUGUUCCCUAACCCUCGCCCCUUGGCUCAGAAUCGGAAAGCCACACCGAGCAGUCCUUCCCAGGCCCCUCCUCCAGGUGCUCACUCCCUGGAAUUUAAGAAGAACCAGAAGGAGCUACAUGUUGUUGCCCACACUUGUCCAAGACCCAAAUCAUUCUCUCAAGCCUCAGAAUCAGAGAAUAACCAAGAGGAGCUCCAUUAUGCUACCCUCCACUUCUCAGGCCUCAGACCAUGGGAGCCCAAGGACACCUACUCGGAGUACGCAGACAUCAAGUUCCACUGA
Odobenus rosmarus divergens (Pacific walrus) is the source of this 2070-nucleotide messenger RNA. RefSeq names its product sialic acid binding Ig-like lectin 10. Gene Ontology annotation, cellular component: plasma membrane. Lineage: Eukaryota; Metazoa; Chordata; Mammalia; Carnivora; Odobenidae. The transcript is spliced from 11 exons. Gene Ontology annotation, biological process: cell adhesion. Bases 1 to 2070 code for a protein of 689 amino acids. The record is from RefSeq and is a predicted model, not a curated record. Gene Ontology annotation, molecular function: sialic acid binding.